ACGCAACCGGGGAGUUAGUUUGUUCGGCGACACACAACGGACACCAACAUCGACCAAAUGUUAGUUGGCGUUUCCUAUGGCGUGCUUAUAUUUUAUUUAAUAUCGCAACGCAAACGUUUGUUGAAGAUAAAAACGGGCGCAAGUUAUUGAAAGAAUGCGGCAUAGAAAAUGCACAAACACUCAAGUUUUAUAAACGGGACAAAUAUUUCGGAAAGAAACGUCAGUGAUUGAAUAAGUUUUAAUAUUUAAUUAAAUAAAUAAAAUAAUUUAUUAUAAAUUAAACAAAAAACCAAUGUUUUUUAAAGAUUCACUAAAAUCUAAGAAAUUUAUUAAUAAUAAUCAUCAUUCCAUGUGCCAAUUAAUUAUAAUUUUAUUAAAAACCAAAACUAAAAAAAGAAAAGAACCUCUACAACUAUUUAAACGAAAAAUCAAUUAUAACCAACAACGAGAUUUAAACGACAUUCCGUUCACUUUUAAGCCCAGAUGAUAUACGACGGAUAAUGACGAUUUUCAAUAAACAGUCAUAUUUACCUUCAGCCACUACAAUCAAUUUUAAGUCUAGCACAGCAGCUUAUAAUAAACUUUUAGCAACUGCUUCGUUUUAUACCGCUACCAACGGCGACCGCCUCACCUCCUCAACAUUGUCGUCAUCUCUAACGUCGGCAGCAUCUGCGUCUUCGCCAUCAACAUCAACAUCGUCGCCAACAAGAAAAAUGUUCUUUAUUUGUCAAUCAUUGUUAAUUUCUUUGGUUGUUUUAUUCUUUUUGUGUGCUUUACAAAUUGACCUCAUUCGUGGAGCAUUCGAAGAUGGCAACAACAACAAUGUUAAGAUCACUAAACACAGUUUGGAAUUAACACAAACCCUCAACAUGCAGAGACAGGAGUAUUUGCAAAAACAAUGCAAUACUCUGGGCUAUAGUAUGCUGGACAUAAACGAUCUAACCGAUGAACAAAUGGAUCAUAUGAUUGUUGAUCAAGAGCAUAAACUGCUAUAUUGUUAUGUGCCAAAGGUAGCCUGUACAAAUUGGAAACGUGUUUUGAUGAUACUUAAUGGCAGCUGGAGAAAUGGCACCGAUCCUUUGCAAAUACCUGGCUCUUUGGCUCACUCAACGGGCAUGUUUGAUAAAUUUAGUUCAUUAAAUGAAACGGAAAAACAAGAAGUUCUUUCGGAUUAUACCAGAUUUGUAUUUGUAAGACAUCCUUUUGAAAGAUUAUUAUCGGCUUAUCGCAAUAAAUUGGAGGGUGAUACCGCCAGUGCUCGUUAUUUCCAGAGAAGAGUAGGAAAACAAAUUGUUAAAGCAUUUCGUGUAGAUGCUAGCAAUCAUUCUUUGGAAUUUGGAAAUGAUGUAUCAUUUGCAGAAUUUGUACAAUAUCUGCUAACGCCAGAAGUUAGUUUAAGUAAUCAAUCAUCAUACAAUGAACAUUGGGAACCCAUUUCGAAACUAUGUAAUCCUUGUGUCAUGAAAUAUAAUGUAAUAGGCAAAUAUGAAACCUUAUUGGAUGAUUCUGCAUUGGCUCUCUACUUAACCGGUGCCGAGAAUAUGACAUUCCCCACCGGCCAUAAACCCUCGAAUACUCGUGCUCAUUUACGAGAAUAUUUUGAUCCUCUACCCAUAAGUGCCAUUCGUCAUUUGUACGAAGUUUACGCCGAUGAUUUUAAAUUAUUCGAUUAUGGUCUAGAUGAUGUUUUAGGUUUCGAAUUUGGUUAAUGAAAGCUCUAACUGUUAAUCAUAGUGUUUAAUUGAAAUUUAAUGAAAUUAUUUUAUAUUUAAGGUUUAUUUUCUUUCAAGUACAUUCAAGUUUAUUGCUAAUGAUAAGUUUUUAAAUUAUUUAUACAUGACACUUUUUCCUAAUUUCAUUUCUUAUUGUUUUAGUAAGUUUGUGAUGUAUUGUUAGUGCUUUAUUUUAAAAUUAAUUGUAAGUGUUUAUUUUCUUAAUUGUAAUAAUUUGUAAAAUUUAAUGUAUAUUUUGUUAAUUUAAGUAUAGGGUAAAGCAAUAAAAAAAGUUUUGUAUCAUGA
This is a messenger RNA of Lucilia sericata (common green bottle fly), 2018 nucleotides long. Its product is annotated as carbohydrate sulfotransferase 11-like. Gene Ontology annotation, cellular component: membrane. The record is from RefSeq and is a predicted model, not a curated record. Bases 501 to 1709 code for a protein of 402 amino acids. Gene Ontology annotation, molecular function: sulfotransferase activity. NCBI's taxonomy places the organism in Eukaryota, Metazoa, Arthropoda, Insecta, Diptera, Calliphoridae. The transcript is spliced from 3 exons. Gene Ontology annotation, biological process: carbohydrate biosynthetic process.